Messenger RNA from Kluyveromyces lactis, 225 nucleotides. RefSeq names its product ubiquitin-like protein HUB1 (gene HUB1). Bases 1 to 225 code for a protein of 74 amino acids. Gene Ontology annotation, biological process: protein modification process; mRNA splicing, via spliceosome. Gene Ontology annotation, cellular component: cytoplasm; nucleus. Gene Ontology annotation, molecular function: protein tag activity; protein binding. Lineage: Eukaryota; Fungi; Ascomycota; Saccharomycetes; Saccharomycetales; Saccharomycetaceae. The record is from RefSeq and is a predicted model, not a curated record. The transcript has a single exon.
AUGAUUGAAGUACUAGUAAACGAUCGUCUUGGAAAAAAAGUCAAUGUAAAAUGUUUAAGCGAAGAUACUGUUGGUGAUUUUAAGAAGGUAUUGAGUGUACAAUUGGGGACUGCGUCAGCAUCCAAGAUUGUGCUACAAAAAGGUGGUAGCGUAUUGAAAGAUCACAUAACUUUAGAAGAUUAUGAAGUUCACGACGGAACUAAUUUGGAGUUGUAUUAUGUGUAA